AUGCGAAUCGGUUGGCCCGACCCGGCCCGGGUGGUAGUCUUUCCUGGACCGUCCGGCUCAAGCCCGACUCUAAAUUCUUUUUAGACUCAAUUCAGUUUUGUUAUGGCAAAAACACAGUAAAAGCUUUGCUAAAGAUUAGUUCAGCAGCAGUAUGAGUUAAUUAAGAAAACAGAAAUAACUUUUUGGCUAGGUAAUUUCAAAAACAUAUGAACGAGCGAGAAAAAGAAGAGAAGGAAACACAAAACAAGGUU
This is a messenger RNA of Didymodactylos carnosus, 251 nucleotides long. The record is from the annotation of a GenBank genome assembly. NCBI's taxonomy places the organism in Eukaryota, Metazoa, Rotifera, Eurotatoria, Philodinida, Philodinidae.